AUCGUUUUAAAAAAUCCCGCACUUGCUGAACAUAAUAUGUGGAGAAGCUCUAUCUUGUAAAAAAACAUAUUUUCUCAUAGUUCAAGAGGAAUAUCGUCUAGAAAAAGCAAAAAACUUGGAUAUUAAACACCUCCCAAUCGAUUUGGUAGAAAUAAUGGUCUCAGAAGGUGAUUGCCAACAAUGCAUGAGGAUUUUCAUCACACCACGUAUGAAGAUUGUGCAAAUUGAUAACGCCAUUCCGUGUAAAGCAAGCUUCAUCGCACUUCCGGGACCACCAACAAAUGUUAGAGUUUCAGAAAUAACUGCAGCUUCAGUAAGAUUAAGUUGGUCUUAUAAUGAACCAGAAGAUCUGCAGUACUAUGUAAUACAGUUUAAACCCAAAUAUGCCAAUCAAGCAUUUAGCGAAAUCAGUGGAAUUAUUACUAUGUAUUACUCUGUUAGAAAUCUGAGUCCCUACACUGAAUAUGAAAUGUAUGUAAUUGCUGUAAAUAAUAUUGGAAGGGGUCCUCCCAGCGCCCCUGUUGUUGUUACCACUGGUGAAACAGCAGUUGGUGAAAAAUUUGAAAAUCUUAAGACGAAGAAUUUACAGUUGGUAGCGCUGUGUGGUAAGAGUGGAAAAAAAUAUGGUGGAAUAUUCAUAUACAGAUCCGCUUAGGCCUCUUGAACAAAAAAAACAUGUACAUUAACAUAAGGCCUUAUCAAAAAACUAAAAUUAGAAACCACAUCUUGCGAUUCUGCAUUGAACGCAAAAAGUUCCUACAUUAUAUACGUCAAACUUCUUCCUGCAGAGGUGAUGCCCCUACACCGUUAGUAGAUAAACUAUGCAGACUUCAGCUCAAUUUCGAUGUGAAGAUGAGUCAUCCGGCAGAUUCCCUCGAAGAGGGGUCUUCUCGAUUUUGAAGAUCUCAAAAAUAGAUUUUUGGUUUGAAAUACCAGAAAAUAAGUUUAUCAUGGACUCGUCUUCAAUAAUUGGUCCACCCUGUAAUUAAUGGAUACCCAGAUUUUUCCUUACAAUUCAUUACUUUAAUCAUGAUAAUAAAUGUCAUGAACUCUAAGUAUCAAGUAGAGAUGAAAAUUAUGUUAAAGUCAGCUUUUUGAAUACAUAUAAAAAUGCUUUGUGGAUUCCAAUCUUCAAUUAUAAUAUUGUCGUGAGAUAAUAAAG
Molecule: messenger RNA, 1162 nt
Organism: Anoplophora glabripennis (Asian longhorned beetle)
Lineage: Eukaryota; Metazoa; Arthropoda; Insecta; Coleoptera; Cerambycidae
Product: tyrosine-protein phosphatase Lar-like
Exons: 3
Coding region: 155-655 (166 amino acids)
Molecular function (GO): protein binding
Source: RefSeq, a predicted model, not a curated record